AUGCCGCUUACACUGGAUGCGCGCACGAGCGCGACAACUUUCGCCAGCGCCGGCGCAAGCCAUCAAUUAUUGGGCAAUGCCAUCGGCGACCACAACAACAUCGCCGACAACAAUGCGGAUGCGGCCUUUUCCAACAAUUUGACCGCCACCAUCACAUCAAUACGCUCGAAUGUGACGCGCGUGCUCUACAUGUACUUCCAGAAUGUCACAGACGAGCAUGGCUAUGGGGCGGCUACAACGCCUACCACCACUACAACAACUAGCAACAGCAACAGCAGCAGCAUCAACAUCGCGACAACCACAGAAAGGCUUUCGAACCUCGACGCUAGUGCAACAGAUGCGUUAAUUGGCGCGGCUGUAGAUGCGACGGACCAACGCGCCGGCUCCACGCUGCUUGGCACCGCCAAAACAUUGCUGCAAGCGCCGCUUAACGCAUCCAGCACUACGACCGGCUUCCUAACGUCAGCGUCCGCUAAUGUUACGCGUGCGGCGUCAACGCUAGUCAAUGCCACUGCUUAUAUUUCGUCCUCUGCUGCCGCCUAUGCCACCGAAUUGCUCAAUUCGACGACGACAACAACAACGACAACGACAUCGGCGGCAAGUGGCAUAGCUAGCGCGAGUACGAGCGCAGUGAACGGCAGCAGUGUUUUAACCACCGCGCCCAGCAUCAUUUACCCGCCCUAUCAGGUCGCCAUACGCAGCUUUGAGAAUUGCUCGGCGCUCUUUGCCAAUUAUACGCGACCGCAAAAUG
Molecule: messenger RNA, 751 nt
Organism: Rhagoletis zephyria (snowberry fruit fly)
Lineage: Eukaryota; Metazoa; Arthropoda; Insecta; Diptera; Tephritidae
Product: cell wall integrity and stress response component 2-like
Source: RefSeq, a predicted model, not a curated record